Messenger RNA from Coturnix japonica (Japanese quail), 1548 nucleotides. The record is from RefSeq and is a predicted model, not a curated record. Lineage: Eukaryota; Metazoa; Chordata; Aves; Galliformes; Phasianidae.
AUCGCAUAUGGUGCCGUGGCCGCUCAUGGCACCGUCCGCCCCCCCGUGGUCUCACCCCGUCCGUCCCCGUCUCCGUCCCAUCCCGUUUCCUCCCGCCCCGCAGUGAUGUUGGCUCCGCUCCUACACGAUCCCAAUGGACCCGGAGCUGAACGAUCCGACCAGGAGCUGCUCAGGGUUCGCGCUGGGUUCGUGAGCCGCGUGCGGAGGGCGGUGCUGUCCAACCUCCUGGACGAGCUGCUGGCGCAUCAAGUGCUGAACCAGGCGGAGGUGGAUGAGGUGCAGGAGGGAAACGCCGUGACGACCGACAAGGCCCGAAGCCUCAUCGACACCGUCCGCCUGAAGGGCGUUAAGGCCAGCGCCAUCUUCAUCCACAGCCUCAGGAAGCACGACGGCAACUUGGCGGAGCAGCUGGGGCUGAGCGCUGGAGCAGACCCUCCUGGUGCGCCGCCGGCUGCCCCCAGCACUGCGGGCUCCUCCAGCCCCGCUGUUAGCAGCCAGGACCUGCAGUGGAUGCAGCAGUGCACCCAGAGCGAGUACCAGCGCAUCAAGGAGGCAGAGGGAGAUCAGAUCUAUGACAUAUACCAGCCACGGGAGAAACGAACCCGUAGGGCCCUGCUCAUCUGCAACACCAAGUUUGAGCACUUGAGCCAGCGGGCCGGGGCUGAAGUAGACGUGAAGGAGAUGACAAAGCUGCUGGAAGCGCUGGGCUACUACGUGGAGUGCCACGAUGACAAAACUGCCCAGGAGAUGGACACGGUCAUGAAGGAGUUUGCGGCUCACAAAGAUCAUUGCACCUCUGACAGCACCUUCCUGGUGUUCAUGUCGCACGGGAUCAGUACUGGGAUCUGCGGGACCAAGAGCGACGGGACCACAGACGUCCUCCCCUUCAGCGCCAUCCACGAGAAUUUCAACAACAAGCACUGCAGGGCGCUGAUGGGCAAACCCAAAGUGGUCAUUGUCCAGUGCUGCCGUGGAGACAACACGGGAUCUGUGCUGAUGUGUGACUCCAUCGACCCUAAGCCGCCCACUGUCACCUUGGACAGUUUGAGGUGUGUACAGCUGGGAAAUCAGAAUAAAAUCAGAGAAGCUCACCUGGAGAGUGAUUUUGCCACUUUAUAUGCCUGCACACCUGAUACCGUCUCCUGGAGAAGCCCCACAGAAGGUUCUGUUUUUAUCCAGAGGCUGGUGGAGCAGUUUCGAAAACACGCCUUUAACUGUGACUUGCAGGAGAUGUUCCGCAAGGUCCAACGCUCCUUUAAAGACUUUCCUCGGCAGCUGCCAACACAAGAGAGGACCACGAUGCUCAAGAAGUUCUAUCUCUUCCCAGGGCUCUGAUCUGCUGACGGCUCUGAACAACUUCAAAGUGACCAAAUUCCUGCUGGGAAGCAGCAGGUGCUCAGCGCUAUAACAGUGUGUGUGCACCUGGCGAACAUCUCUUCACCACCCCAAGCAAAGGCUGUGAAGCAUCUCCCCGUCUGUGACAGACACCAUCCGUUGCUCUGGGAGCCACUUCUGCCCUGUUGACUAAUAAAAGGAUUAGAACACUCA